This is a messenger RNA of Paramacrobiotus metropolitanus, 2148 nucleotides long. Its product is annotated as forkhead box protein K2-like. Gene Ontology annotation, molecular function: protein binding; DNA-binding transcription factor activity, RNA polymerase II-specific; RNA polymerase II cis-regulatory region sequence-specific DNA binding. The record is from RefSeq and is a predicted model, not a curated record. Lineage: Eukaryota; Metazoa; Tardigrada; Eutardigrada; Parachela; Macrobiotidae. Gene Ontology annotation, biological process: regulation of transcription by RNA polymerase II. Bases 137 to 1756 code for a protein of 539 amino acids. The transcript has 7 exons.
UCAGUACUGUACUCACAUACGCAUUUUACGUUUGCAUCAAAACAUGCAAUAUUUUCGAGUUUGUCUGCGCAUAGCGGCAGUGUUUAUGUUGUUGUCGAGAUAUCAUCCUUGAUUUUAAUUUUCUCAUUUGGUAAGCAUGUCUAAAACAACAGAUGAUUUAAUAACGGACGGAGCUUUAGCUCUUUUAGCCUUGAAAUCUGCACCUGCAAGUCCUGCAGCAUAUAGAAGUUGGGAUCGGAAUCAUGUGGGUCUGGAUCAGCCACCGAUUGCGAAGAUUUCGACACGCGGGGUGGAAGUCUUUAUGCGUCGGAAUGGGGAGCAACAUAGUCCGCAAUUAAUUAUUGGGCGACGCCAAUAUCCGGGUCCUGGUUUGUCCCUAGUGUCGAACCCUUCGCAUGGCGAUAUCGAGCCCGUAACUGUUGAUUUGGAAUUGGGCCAGAACAGCUAUGUUUCACGACAACAUCUCAAGAUCUAUUACGAAACAUUUGAAGAUAAAUUUUUCCUGCGCUGUCUGGGAAAGAACGGAAUACUGCUGGACGAUAUGUUGGUCCGCAGGAAUUCGGAACCAGUCGAAUUACCCGAUAAGUGUGUCAUGAGAUUCCCGAGCACCCAAAUAAAACUGCUGUUUGAAGCAAUUUUACGCAAGACACAAGAACGUGAAUCGGAACAUGAGAACUCUGUGGAAUCUUCGGUUACGCCCAGCGUAACACCGCAACCUACCGAUUUUCAUAUGGAUACAAGUGCUAAUGCAACUGGCAGCAAGUUUUUCAGUCCUUGUCCGUCACCCACGGGAACCAUGAGUGCGGUGAACUCUUGUCCGGCUAGUCCACGCAUGUCUAGUGGGGGAAGUUUCGGCAAUUCUGACAACGAUUUUCACAAACCCCCAUAUUCUUAUGCUCAGCUCAUCGUUCAAGCCAUCAGCUCGGUUCCGGAUCAUCAGAUGACAUUAAGUGGAAUCUACAGUUUUAUUCAGAAAAAUUAUCCCUAUUAUAGGACGGCUGAUCGUGGAUGGCAGAAUUCGAUACGGCACAAUCUAUCACUAAACCGUUACUUUUUGAAAGUCCCGAGGAAUCAUGACGAACCAGGCAAAGGAUCAUACUGGAAGAUAGAACCGCAGUCGGAGGGCAAGCUGAUAGAGCAGGCGUUCCGGAAACGCCGACACCGAACCAUUACGACUGUCCGUUCGCCGCAACCUUUUAGAUCCGCCCCACCCUCCCCGUUACACAGUUCGACAAAAGAGACAUCUCCUAACCGCGGUCACAGCGACAAUGACUACGGUUCAACGCCGAAUAGUCCUUCGCGAUCGGAGCCGGGGUCCAGUUCGAGCGUGAGCAUGCCAGCGACACCGUCCAAUACGGCAGGCGCCGGCAACAGCGCGAGCGCCUUUCUCUUCCCUUAUCCGGCAUUUGCCCAGUUUAAGCCUAGUCCCACGCUUCGUGGCUUCCCGGGCUUCUUCUUCGCCCAGACCGGCACACUACCGCCACAAGCCAGCUCGCCUGGUUACUUUGUCCCCAAUGUGGAGCAGUACCAGAUGCCUCCGCCACCGGCCAGUGCCUCUUCGUUUAAACGUCCUAGUCCCAUGAGUGACGAGGAAGAUAACCAUUCGAACGACGGAGGGGGAAAUUCAGGGCAUAACGGCAACAAAAAACCGAAAAUCGAUUCAGAAGAGGAAUCGGAUCACAGCAAUGAGGAGAGUGUUAAGAGUAUGGAUAGGGAAGAACGAAUGUCGCCGACGCCGACUAGCCAGCAGGUUUGAGGAAGCAUACUGGUGAGCGGAACGCGGUUCGUUGGUUGUUUUGGAAGAUUGGUUGUUUCAUCCUGUUUAGCCUAACUGUGAAAGGAAAGCUAGUGUGCCGACGGAAUGGAGAAAUUUUAGGAGAGAUUUUGUGCGUUUACGACACUUUUCUCUAGCUGUCAUUUAUGGUCUGAAAUAUCUGUUAGUACGGAAAUUUUGGUAAGAUAAGUAGAGAUGGUAGUAGGAAGUUAAAGAGUUUGGUUAUUGUUUAGGGUGGUUUUGUGUGCGUGUGCUUGACGGGUAUGUUCGAAUAGUAUUAAUAUCGCGCCAAGAUUUUUGUUUUGGUAUAGGUAUCUAUGAGUUAUAAUAGUUGUGCUGUUAGCGUUGAUUUCACUGCGACGAUAUAAUUAAAA